Messenger RNA from Strongylus vulgaris, 357 nucleotides. The record is from the annotation of a GenBank genome assembly. Lineage: Eukaryota; Metazoa; Nematoda; Chromadorea; Rhabditida; Strongylidae.
UUGGUAAUUCAGCCAAUUCGUAUAUUUCAGGGUAGCGAGGAUCUCAUCAAGCGAGGUCGUCAACUUGGCGGUGGUCAAUUAUAUACUGUUCACAUAGACGUAACUAAAGACGAAAGCGUGAAGGAUGCACGGGUUAAGGUCGAAAAAAUUCUCACCGAAAAGAAAGCGCAACUUCAUGGGAUCGUGAACAAUGCGGGAGUAUUUACAAUUUUUGGACCAGAUGAUUGGUGCACAACAGAAGAAUAUCUAGCAUCGUUGAAUGUGAACACUUUGGGCACAGUGCGUGUGUGUCACAACUUACUACCUUUGGUGAAAAAGAGUAAGCUUCUAGCGCGGUCCUACCGCGGUCCACUCUAA